CGUGAGCCGCGCGCGUGCCGAGAGGAGGUGCUCGGAGGCUCCGCCGGGAGGACUAUGUUGCGGCCGAACAUUCUGCUCACCGGUACGCCAGGGGUUGGGAAAACUACGCUAGGCAAAGAACUUGCCUCGAGGUCAGGACUGAAAUACGUUAAUGUGGGUGACUUAGCUCGAGAAGGGGAGCUAUAUGAUGGCUUUGAUGAAGAGUAUAAUUGUCCCAUUUUAGAUGAAGACAGAGUGAUAGACGAGCUGGAUCACCAGAUGAGAGAAGGGGGGGUUAUCGUCGAUUACCACGGCUGUGAUUUUUUCCCCGAACGUUGGUUUCACAUAGUUUUUGUGCUAAGAGCAGAUACCAGUGUGCUGUACAAAAGACUGGAAACAAGGGGUUAUAGUGAGAAGAAACUAAACGACAACAUUCAGUGUGAGAUUUUCCAGGUUCUUUACGAAGAGGCCAUGGAGUCAUACAAGGAGGAGAUCGUGCAUCAGUUGCCCAGCAACAAACCGGAAGAGCUGGAGGAAAACCUGUGUCAGAUCCUGCAGUGGAUCGAGCAGUGGGUCAAGGACCACAACCCCUGACUCACCGGGCGGGCCUCUUCUCACUGCUGUCUGCCCACGCCGCAGCAGCAGCUGUGUGGUGUGAAGGUUUCUCCCUCCAUUUCUUUUUCUCCAUGAGAAAACUUUGCAACCUUAAGUGUCAUGAAUAUAAUAUUAAGGAUUGAGAAUGAAGAUUAUUAAAUGUUCAGAUUGUCCGGUAAUAAGCAAGUACGAAUCAGUGAUUGGGCAAUGGAAGCCUGUAACAAGAAAUUGCAGAUAAUCUCUUAAUAAAAUCAAAGAUAAAAUAUCAGA
Molecule: messenger RNA, 843 nt
Organism: Ochotona curzoniae (black-lipped pika)
Lineage: Eukaryota; Metazoa; Chordata; Mammalia; Lagomorpha; Ochotonidae
Gene: AK6
Product: adenylate kinase 6
Exons: 5
Coding region: 55-573 (172 amino acids)
Cellular component (GO): nucleus; cytoplasm
Molecular function (GO): ATP hydrolysis activity; ATP binding; AMP kinase activity
Source: RefSeq, a predicted model, not a curated record